Uloborus diversus is the source of this 561-nucleotide messenger RNA. RefSeq names its product homeobox protein MSX-2-like. Gene Ontology annotation, biological process: regulation of DNA-templated transcription. NCBI's taxonomy places the organism in Eukaryota, Metazoa, Arthropoda, Arachnida, Araneae, Uloboridae. The record is from RefSeq and is a predicted model, not a curated record. Gene Ontology annotation, molecular function: DNA binding; DNA-binding transcription factor activity, RNA polymerase II-specific. Bases 1 to 561 code for a protein of 186 amino acids. The transcript has 3 exons.
AUGGGUUACGAUGCGAAGGACGAUCCGCGGAGCGGGCUCGUCACACCCCCGGUGCAUCCCCCCGCUUUCUACGGCAUCGAACGGCGGAGUUCUCCGUACAGCGAGGAAGGCGGCGGCGGGAGCCCGCACCGCAAGGACUCCGGAACCGCCUCGGCGGGGAAGGCGAAGAAGCCUCGACGUCGGAGAACAGCCUUCACGCAAGCCCAGCUGGCCUUUCUGGAGAGGAAGUUUCGAUGCCAGAAAUACCUCUCUGUUGCGGACAGGGGCAGCGUGGCAGAAGCACUCAGCCUGACAGAAACGCAAGUCAAGACGUGGUAUCAAAACAGAAGGACGAAAUGGAAACGACAGAACAGCCAAAGACUUGAACACCUGAGGCAACAAUCCCAAGGAGUUUCCAAAGACGUAACUGGGCCUGGACUUGGGCAACCUCCUCAUCCACUGGACGGACCUCUGGUGUCUGCAACCUAUUAUGGCGCAUGCGUUGUACCUACAUCCAACGCCGCUUGUCUCCUACCUCCUGGAAUCUUGAGAAACGUAUAUGUUCCAGGAUAUCAAAUGUAA